This is a messenger RNA of Ictalurus punctatus (channel catfish), 2867 nucleotides long. It is a transcript of the gene ube2s, whose product is annotated as ubiquitin-conjugating enzyme E2S. The record is from RefSeq and is a predicted model, not a curated record. The transcript has 4 exons. The coding region runs from base 543 to 1229 and encodes 228 amino acids. Lineage: Eukaryota; Metazoa; Chordata; Actinopteri; Siluriformes; Ictaluridae.
UUUUUUUUUUUUUUUAACGUGUUCGUAUUUUUGUUCCUGUGUCAAAAACCGCUAGCUUGCUAACUACUGAGGCAUAUUAGCAUAUCAUAGGCAUAUCACCAAUUGUUAAAAACAACGCUACCAUUUCAAGAGACGCAGUUUUGAAUUUUAUAUUUAACUUGUUUAAUCGACAUUGUUGAGCUCGCUAAUAAACUUCUCGCGUCGAGAAACUAGCAAGACCAAUAGUGAAGUUAGUGUUAGCCAUCUAGCUAGCAGUUUUUCUAAUUUUGCUAGCCGAGCAGACUCUUAUCGAGUUUGGCGUUUUUUAAAUAAAUUUAAAAAAAACGAAACAAAAACAUUUAGACUUUUUGUGCAUUAAUUUAACGGGUUGUCAUUAGUUGACGUUAUGUUGGACCCUGUCACUGUCCUGGAGCGGUACUAGCUAUAGUGUAACUUAAUAUACAGCUAGCUAACGUUAGCAUCAAACCCCCACCGGCCGGUGAGCCUCGGAACAAGCUGCUGUUUGGACUGGAUUCGGCUUCACUGUUUUAAUUACAAUCGAGAUGAACUCGAAUGUGGAGAACUUGCCUCCCCAAGUUUUGAGACUGGUGUAUAAGGAAGUGUCUGCACUGGCAGCAGACCCACCAGAGGGAAUCAAAAUUUACCCCAGUGAGGAAGAUAUCACAGAACUUCACACUGCCAUAGAGGGGCCAGAAGGGACCCCAUAUGCAGGAGGAGUGUUCAGAAUGCGCUUGGUCUUGGGGAAGGAUUUUCCUGCUGUACCACCCCGGGGCUAUUUCCUGACCAAGAUUUUUCAUCCAAAUGUCGGACACAAGGGUGAGAUCUGUGUCAACGUACUGAAGAGAGACUGGAAGGCAGAGCUCGGCCUCAGGCAUGUAUUACUGACCAUUAAAUGCUUAUUGAUCCAUCCAAAUCCAGAGUCGGCUCUGAAUGAAGAAGCAGGAAGGUUACUGUUGGAGGACUAUGCAGAAUACGCCUCACGUGCCCAUCUACUGACCGAGAUCCACGCUAUGGGAGGAAGCUCAGGAGCUCCAGAGCCUGGUGAUGGACCACAGCCCAAGAAACAUGCAGGAGAUCCAAGCAAACGUGCAAUUACAGCUGGUGUUGCAAAUACAGUUGCUACAGCCAAUGGCACAAAUAGUAGCAGUGCCAGUGGCACAAGUAGUAGCAAUAAUACUGGAGUUGCUAAAAAGAAAACUGACAAAAAACGAGCUUUGAGGCGACUAUAAUAGUGAAUAAUCCUUUGUUUAUUUUUUUUUUUUUUGCCAAUAUAAAUAUUGAAUUGAGACCAUGUUUUUCCUCCUUUUUAUGAUUUCUGUUCUAGAAAAGAACCUCUCCUUUUGAUUGGUUUUGUGAUUAGCAUUCAACAUGAAUUCCUCUCAUCAGUUUGUUCCAUUCAAACUCUGCUCUCAGGUUUCCGACUUUCAUGAUGACAAUGUAGAUCACACAUGGAACAGGAAAAGUUUUCAAUCAAGCAUGUAUUUAUGUCCCCUGAAAAUCUCAUGAGUAACUUUAUCAGUAUUUUUCCCCUUGGCACCCUUUAAAGAGGGUUAGAGAUAAUAUCUCACUGUGGCAGUUAAACACCUGUCAAGAUAGUAAGGCUAUUCUAUAUGAAAGCAGCACCACCGCUUUAAAAAUAAAAGCACCAAGUCUUCUGGAUAUCAACCAACCGUUUUUAUUUCACCAAUAUUUGAGUUCCUAGACAACCAGUGCCUGUUGGUCAUGCGCAAGAAUGUUGAGGGAACAAAAUUCCUGAUUUCACUGAUUGCUUUUGGUUAAGUGGAAACUGUAUUACCGGGGCUCAUUGUUUAGGUUUCUGUAGCACACAACAGCAGGCUAAACAUCCCGACAUGCACUAUGGAUUUUAAUUAAACACAAGAACAAGAAAUGAAUGAAAUCUCCAGGUGUUUUAUAGACACACUUGGAGGGUGAGUAAGCUGGUGGUUUAUGAAGGGAUGUAAUGAGUUCCAUCCUGCUUCACUUGGAUAGUAUGUCUGCCUGUCCAACAGUUGAGUGAUUUUUAAUAGAUUUGGCUGUUUAAGUUGAGCGAUUUAUGGGUGACUCCAUUGUUAAAUGCCGUUCCAGAAGAAUCUAAUCAGUAAUAUUUAUUACAGAAAGUAGACAAAGUGCAGCUUCAUCCCUUCACAAUAUUCUACAGCUGUGUAGUGUUUUAAUAGAGUAAGAAGGGAAAGCAUAGAAUGGGUUAAAAUGUGGUCUGAAUAUAACUUUAAAAUGUUCUGAUGUCUCUUUUUUUUUUUUUUUUUUUUUUUUUUUUUUUUUGGGUGUUUUUUUUUUUUCCAUGUUUUUGUGCAUUUAUGUUGUCUGUUCUUCACAUUUUCCAGUUUAAACCAUGUAUGUAUUGAUUAGUUUUUGCUUCUGGCUUUUGUCGGAGAUCAUGUCCAUAAAGCAGAAAGGGCAGAUCAAAGUCUUACAAAUUAUUUUUUUAUAUCUAGAAUGAGACGGUCCCUUUUCGAUUUAAGAAGCAUUUGUGCUGUUCCACAAUCAUUGUACACUUUUUAUUUUUAAUCCAAUAAUGUGACUUGUUUUUAAAAUGUUCUAAUUGUAAUGCCCCUUAAACAUAAAUUAGAGCUGAAUUCCAGCUGUGUUGCUCUUAGCGAGGGAAUGUCUCAUCUUUGUCACUCUUGUAUUGGUGCAUUUACAUUCGGUGCACGUCCAACAAUGUCUGUUUUGUCAACACGGGGAGGGCCUACAGUUCCUAAGGAAGCUCUCUUUUAAUGGCUCUGGGCUCUGUUAAGACCAUGCAUACGGGUAAACUUUUACCAUUUUGUGAGGUUCUUUGUGGGCUUUGGGGCAGUUGUGUCCAUUUAAGUUAUUUAAAUUAAAAAUAAACUAUCUUCUGUUACAUA